AUGCCUGCGCGGAGCCCAUGGCUGACUGAGCCAGCAAGGGCGCCAGCUAAGCGAGCAGGCCACCAGGCGCUCACACUGGCGGCGCUCCGCGCGAGUUGCUUCGAGUUCACGGCGCCUAAGCUCGAAGAUGCACUAGGACAUCACAUGGCGACCACGUGGAUCAUCGGGAUCAGAGGUUGCCUCGUUGCUUCGGAGCAGCUGCUCGGGCAGUUCGAGGAGGCGGAGGCGGCGGGCCUUUCCCACCUUUGCCUGGAACAGGGGGAGGAGCUCCAUGCUGAAGCACGUUGCUGGGCUCCACGAACCAAGCCUCUGAAACUUGCAGCGGUCUCCCAACCAGCGGCGCCUCCACUGAAGUCGCUGUCGGACCCCGUACCUUUCAGGACGAAGAAGUUGGCCUUCUUCUUCGAUGGGUUGCCGCCAUCCAUGAGGCAUGGCAACUCUGCCAAGCUUUUCCUUAGAGGUUGGCCAACAAAAUCGUGCAGUUCGAGAUCAUCAAAAAGGAGGCAGAGAAAGUCUGAGUGCUGGCGAGAGGCUUCAAUCUGA
Molecule: messenger RNA, 543 nt
Organism: Symbiodinium pilosum
Lineage: Eukaryota; Dinophyceae; Suessiales; Symbiodiniaceae
Source: the annotation of a GenBank genome assembly